Eriocheir sinensis (Chinese mitten crab) is the source of this 7340-nucleotide messenger RNA. RefSeq lists its product as uncharacterized. Lineage: Eukaryota; Metazoa; Arthropoda; Malacostraca; Decapoda; Varunidae. The record is from RefSeq and is a predicted model, not a curated record. The transcript is spliced from 2 exons. Bases 337 to 2277 code for a protein of 646 amino acids.
CCGUAGGAGAGACGCAAUCACCGUGCUGUCAGGAGUCGUUUGUUGAUCAACGUUGGGCUGUGGAUCGAAGUUGGCUUUUCUGUCCCACUUUUACGUCCCUGCCACGAUUCUCCCCCACCAAGCCAGCUAUGCUGUAAGGGAGCUCACUACCUCCACCACAACCCUCACCCCCACCACCACAGCCUCACCCCAGCACCCACCCCAGCCAUGACAACAGCCUCUCAAUGGAGCAGACUGCAGGGAGCAUGAGGACAGGUGACACACCCCUCCCCCUGACCUAUCCCCUGCUGUGCUGUCCCUGCCGCCACGCCAGGAGCAUGCAGCGGCAGCAGAAUAAUGGUUGACUGGGGUCUGGAAGAACGAGGCGGAGAGCUGCAUGUAGCCGGGAUGCAUGCGGCCGACAGACACCAACACCCAGACGCAAGACUCCCACCUGAUGCCGACAUGUCGCGGGAGGACGAGACGGAGCUUAACGUCAUGGAUUUUGUGGAGACGGAGUACAAUGCGGAUGUGUGCGAUGUCGCCGAGCAAGGUAAGAAGCGGAAGAAGCCACGUCCAAGGGCUCAGGGGCCCCAAAGGAAGGCGAGGAACACAAAGAAGUCAAAGCAGAACGUCAAGGUGGCCAGUGAAGGAGGCCGGACAGCAUACAAGCGCAGGAAGCGAAAACACAGCGACAAACACACAGACGACAGCAAUGUGGAGCAGCACUACCCCUAUGCCACCAUCCUGAAGAACCUCUGUGACAAGGUGGGCAGCUCCCAGGGCAGCCCUGAGGCCCUCCCUAGGAUAUUCAGCCAACUCAGGUACAUUGAUGUCCACUACCCCUAUGCCUCCCUCCUGCAGGCACUCCACCGCCACGCCGGGGUGAGCGCCAGGCGUGACACCAGUCCGUCCAGGGCCGGGCCGUCGCUGGAGGUGGCCCGUGUCAUGAGGAACCUUCACUACCCUCUUGCCGCAUCUGCUGACAAUGAAGAAGAGCCAGACAGCCCGUCGAUGCUCUUCAGCACCUUGUUGAUGAUGACGGUGAUGCAGCAGAAGGUGCAUAGCCAUGGCACCAGCCUGACCACCCCUUCAGACCCCUGCUGUGGCAUGGCAGGCAUCGGGGAGAUCCUGCGCAGGCAGAUGCCUCGCCCCCAGAAGGAUGACCUGCCCCCUUCAGAGCUCUCCUCAGCCUCUCUCCUACGGAAGAUGUCCGUCUCAGCAGAGAGAGACCAGGUGUCAUCUGGGUACAAGCGCUGCCUCUCCGGGGCCCAGCAGGGGGCCGUCUGGUCCUCCACUGAGUCAUCUCACAGUGAGGCGGACGAUCGGGAUUGGCGGCCAACCCACUGGCUGGCCAAGAAGGUCUCCGGGGACACUGCUUCACCAGGCAAGCGGAAGUCAGUGAGGAAAAACAAGACCCAGAGCUGUGGCCCGGAGCCGGAGCAGCCCAACACCUCCCAGGGAGCCAGGGGGGCGGGGCGGGGCAGGCAGCAGCGGUGUGCGGCCUCUGAUUCUGCCCGGGCCAGGCUGCUGCAGUUCAUCAUGGACCGCCGCCAGGGAGACCCCACAGACAAGAAGAGCAAGAAGGCCCUCAAGCGUGCCAAGGUCACCAAGAAGCGGGGCAAGAGAAAACAUGCCAACAACACCCAGAAACACAGCGACGACUGGACCACCACGCUGCCCGAGGAAGGCCUCGCCGUGCCUGCAAGAAGGGCCAGCAGCCGCCGUGCAGCGAGGGAGCCCCAGAGUCUCCUGAAGGAGUACCUCCUCAAGCCUGCAGGGGAGGAGGUGGUCCCCAGUGACAACUGUGACAUACCAAAAUUGGAGUCCAACUUCCUCUUCAGCCGCCUCCUGCAAAACUUCAAGAAUCUGGCUGAGUCCUGCCAGCCAGAUGAUCCCUCUGAGAGGCCCACCAAGUCCAGCCGCGGCCCCAGCAUCCUGCGGGGCAUGCUGGCCUCCAGCGGUGGCGGGGACCAGGCAAUGGAAGGCUUAUUUUUGAGUGACUGCCAGAGUGCCUCCCUCUCCCCCUUGGGGCAGCAGCAGGAGGCCCAGGUGAAGGUGAAGCAGGAGAUCAAGGUGGAGUGUGAGGAAAUUGUGUGCAAGGUGGAGGUGGAGGAAGACGGAUUUGAGUGCCAAGUGUGCCACCUCCAGUUCUCCUCCUUGACCGACCUCUCUAACCACCAGGUGCUCUUCCAUUGUGCCGAGGACCCCCCCACCCCCACAGGCUCCCACCGGCUCCUGGGGUGCGGGGUGGAGGGCCUGGCUGGGGGGGUGAUGCAGGGGAAGCAGCCAGCCUGACCCCCAACUAGUGCCAUGCCACAGCGCCCCCCUCGCCCCCUGACCCUCAGCCUCUUGCCUGCCCUCGCUGUGGCUCUGACGUUCUUCAUGUACAAAUAUACAUAAACACGGAUAGAGUAUUGCACUGCAAGGGCUGUACGUGCAUGUGUAUGUGGCUUUUUUGUAGGUGUGUGGAUGUGUGGAUGUAUUUUGAAGUAGGGCAAUAAGCAAACAGAUGUGUGCGUGUGUGUAUGUGCAUGUGUGUGCAUGUACAUGGUCUUCAAAUGUACAUAGCUGGUGUAGACGGAGUUACCAGUGUUGACCCUACGAGCUAAUAUAAAGAAACGUAUACUAUCGAACGUUGAGUGUUAGUCGAGCACACAGUGGAGUAACCAAGUGAGAAGACCGAGUCCGUCCAAGGCACACAGCCACUGCGUUAGGCUCCUUAGCUGUUCUUUCAUGACAAGGCUGUUAUGCAGGAAGAGUGUGCAAUUAUUAGCCUCAUAGUGAAGUAGCUGCUUGUGAUAAUACUGUGGAGGAAGGAGGCAUCAGUGUAGGUGUAGCUAGGUAGACACACAUGAAUACAGUGUUCUUUCCUCUCCCCAUCAGUGCCCAGGCUGUUGUGUUGAUUAGGUGUUGCAGGCUGGCUGAGAGGGUUCAUUUGAGUGUUCUUGUGUUUAGUGGGUGUUGCGUCGGCUGGCUGGGAGGGUAUAGCUAUGAAGAGGAGUGUUUUAUGUUCAGUAGUGUUGCAUAGGCUGGGUGGGGGGAGGGUUUACCUAUGGAGAGGAGCGUGAGUGUUGUUGUGUUGAGUAGAAGGAGAGUUUUGGUAUGGAGAGGGGUGUGAGUGUUGUAGUGUUGCAUAGGCUGUCUGGGGGUGAGGUUUAGGUAUGGAGAGGGGAGUGAGUGUUCUUGUGUUGAAUAGAAGUGUUGCAUAGGCUGACUGGGGGUGAGGUUUAGGUAUGGAGAGGGGAGUGAGUGUUCUUGUGUUGAAUAGAAGUGUUGCAUAGGCUGACUGGGAGGGUGGAGCUACUGAGAGGAGAGUGAGUGUUCCUUCAUAUUGCAGUGGCUAUAAGCAAGCUGUGUUUCUUUUUUUGUAGUUUUAAAAGCCCAAAAGACACUAAAUAUACUUGGCCUGAUUGUGGUGAGUUAAUGGUAAGCACGCAACCUUACGUCUGACUCAGUGAAAUACAGUAAACGUGCCUGCUGCCCCUCGCCUCCUGACCCACAGUGUUGCAUGUUCUGUGAAGCUUCCAAGUCGUAAUAGAGCACAGAGCAUAUUUUCAUAACGCUGAUGCAAUAAAUUGUCGAUCAAUGAGUGAGUCAGACGAGAAUCAAUUCUUUGGGGUGUACAGUUAGUGACACUUUUUUGUCAUAGUAAUAAGGAAUGAAUGUUGAUUUUAGGCAUAUUCUGGAUUUAUCUAUUCUGAUGAACUGACAAAUUUGCUUCAUUCAUGCCAAAGAAAAUUUAUUGGUUUUAAAUCUUUCUUGUCAGUGUGUUACAGUGUGUUGGUGAUCUCAUCUGAUGCAUGGGAGGCGUAGUGGAGACAGGACGUUCAUCUGAGUAAGGUUUUGUUCAGACAUUCGUGGUGACUCCCAGGCUGUUGAUUGUGGCCACUGCUGCUUCCUCCCUGCUGUGCCGCUGCUCAUGCCCUGUGCCGGCAGCAGUGCACUGAGUUGGGGGGUUUACAUCCCUGGUGGUACGACACACUGGAGAGGCAGGAAAGCGUCUGGCAAACGAUUUCAGAUGAAGUACAAAGUGUCGUGUCGUUUUUGUAUGACGAAAUGAAGUGGAAGGAAGCAUUUAAUUAUCACUCAAUACUUUCCAGUCUUCAUAAGUACAUUGACGCAUUGUAUGGGUAUGUGAUGCUAACACCACUCCACUAGGUGUGUCACAAUGAUUUGUAAAUGUAUGAUGUAUGCAGGAGGUAUAAAGAUGAGAGUAAACUCUUUUAUAAUAGGUGAACAGUGAGAGAUUACUUCCUCAGACCGUAAUUGAUGUUCUGUCGCAGUGUGUCUCUCUGGGUGUUGCCGCUACGAGUGAUGCAACUCAAGAUUUAUGGCAGUUAUAUGUUUUUUUGAGCAUCAUGCUGACAAAAUCUUUCGUAGCCGUAGGAACAAUUAAGGAGCUGUGCAAUUAUAGUGGAAAUUUUGUAUGCCAUGAAUUAAUUAUAGGGAAGACUAAGUAUGAGGAAUGGUGUGUUUGAGUGCGCAUAGUGUAGUGAUUACGACACACACACUUGAUUCAUGAGGCAGAGCAAGUGCUGGUGUGUGCAUUGCCUGCCUGUGCGCAUGUGGGUGUGGGUGGGAAGGGGGUUGUGUGUGUGUGUGUGUGUUUGUGCGUGUGUGAAGGUCUAAGGAAGGGGUCACCAUCACCUGUGUAGCCGCUGCCUUGUUCAGCCUCGUGGUGGUGCGGGGAACACACUGGUCAAGCUACUCAGCCACACAUGUACUGCUGCAUUCCAGUGUGUGUGUGUAUGCAUUUAUGUGUGUUGAUGUAUGCAUGUGUAUAAUGGUCUUCACACAGUUAGGAAACACAAACUACCGGAAAAAAUUGUCAUUCUUUUCUAUCAUUACUACAUUUAUACAUCUGACUUCCUUGUCUUUUGAACUUCUCAUAAAGGGACUCCGUUUCAAAUGAUGUCAGUUUUCCCUUUUCAUUUUCAUUUUCCUCUCUCACAUUUUGCCUUCUCAUAACUUAGUCUUCACUCUUCCUUCAUAUAUCACAUCCUCCAGCAGCUGCCCUGGCAAGCUUAUUUAAAAACUGAUUCAUUUUAACACAGCACUCUGCUCCUGUCCACAACAUACACAGCCCUCACCUCCUCACUUAGUCAGCCUCCAUUAAGGCCGUUCAUGCAGUGAGUACCUGUGUGUUGUGCCUGGUGGCCCCCCAGUGCAUGAGUGGCUGAGUGGCUGCCGGCCGGCCUGCACCCCAACACUGCUGCUGCCAUAGUUCACUGCAGGACAGCCUCUGCAGAACAUUAGGUAGAUGCCGGGUCAGGUGCACUGCUGCUGCUGCUGCUGCUGCUGUUGGCAGUAGUAGGCUUGAGCAUCAGUUUAGGAGAUAUAUAGAAUAUUAUGUAGUUGUCUUAGUAUUCAGAAAGCCAUAACCUGAUUUUAUAAGCUUUUGGGGGAUUUAGACUUUUAGAGUUUGAACGAAUAAUUGAUGUGUAAGGUUGACCUGUAAUUCAAUGUACAAUAUAAUUUUUUGUAAUUAUAUAAAAGACUUAUUUGUGCUAAAUACUUCAUAAGUUCUUGAUAGUUUUCUGUAUACAAAAGUAGUUGUUAUUCUGUAAAUGUCAGUGUAAGUUUUAUAUUGUUUCUGUUAAGUUUACGACACAAUUGUUUGCUUGCGACGAGUGACGCGUCCAGGCACUGCCGAGAGUGUCCUGGUGGCCGCGUUCCCUCCCCGCACCGCUAUGCACAACGACGGAGGCUGACUGUGUGCCGAGGGCCGCACCGUGUGCUGCCCGCCAGUCAGGGACGACCGUUUUGUACACUUUUUUAGUUUACUUUUUACUAAGACCAAAAGAGCCAGACACAGGUUUGGCUGUUCUGUCUUACUUUUUACUUGUUCCUGAAUGAAGAUGCAAUAUUUGAUAGUUUUUACUAUUUCAGAAAAUAUUGUUAAUAUUUGUUUUCAUUUAUUCAUAAUUACAAAUAUUGCGCUGCAUUAGAAAUGAUUUUCAACUCGUCUUCAUUCUUGAACAAAAAAAGCUGGCACUUGUCUUUUCGUACCUGGAAAUUGCUUCUUAGAUGAUCAUUAUUGUGUUUUCUUUUUAACAGUGAAUGGACAGAACAUAUUCACCAUUAUCUUGCAGGUUAGGGUGUCUGUAUAUUUUUGGGAAUUAUUGAUCACUCAUUUGUUAUAGUCUGCUAUGUUAUUCCUUAAGAAAUGGCACUUUGAUUGACGAUUGAUAUUAAUGGUCAGAUAUAUUUUCACAUGGAAUAGGAUAUCACCUUCAACGAGUAUAUCUUAAUGCAUUUGAUUUAAUGGAUUUGUUUUAGAUGGCUGAUAUUGAUAGUUUCAAAUUAUAUUUUCCUAUGAUUUGUGGUAUCACCCACAUUAUGCAUUUGUUUUAGCAUAUCUGUUAUGACAUAAGUGUUCAGACGUACAUUGUUGUCCACACGAGUGACUGUCGUAACACUGCUGCCUUCCACCCCAGACCACUCCCUUGAGAGGACAGUGUUGCAGAGCCUUGGGGGUGAGGGAGGCCAGGGUGAGGCAGGGUGGUGCUGGCAGGCUGAGUGGAGGGUGUGGGGCAGCACUGCCAGCGGUAGGCAAGGCACUGGGCUGACUGCCACCACUCAUGUUCAAGUUGCACUGCCAGUGUUUGCUUCACUUCUGUAAGAUAACGCUUCAUCCUUUUAAUUUUUCACCUUUUUUUUUUCCUUUAUCUGAUACAGUGUUCCCUUCUAUCAGUGGUGUGUGUGGGGAUUUAGUACAUAUACUUUUAAAAUUCUUAUACUCUCCAUGUAAUUUUUAUUCUUACUUGCUUAUUAUUAGUUGUCUGCAUUGUUUAUUGCACAAGUUGUCAUCACUACUAUGUACAUUUCUUUGGUGAAUGUCAUUAUAACUCAGUCUUUGCUUGCCAUCUGCCAAUUUCAAUGAGAGAACACACACACACCAGAGCAGACCUUUCCCUCACCUUGCCAGCAAUAGGUACACUGCCAUGUGCCUCUGUGGCUGCCCUUUGCCUGUGUAGACGUGCCAAGGUACCCAAGUAACCUGGAAAUAGGGAGCUGAGUGUUGAGUGCCAGUAUAUAAUGUGUUUGUGUGUGUGUUUAACUGAUAGUGAGAGGGAUUCAAGGUUAAUCUGGGGCCUAAGUGUGUGUGUGUGUGUGUGUGUGUGUGUGUGUGUGUGUGUGUGUGUGUGUGUGUAUUUACCUAGUUGUAGUUUUACAGGGCCUGGGCUUUACGCUCGUGUGGUCCAGUCUCCAUAUCUAGAUUUAUCCAACGUUUCCAUAAAGCUUUGCACACUCCUCGCCGAUACUACAUCUUCACUUAGUCUGUUCUAAAACUCUAUACUUCUUUGCGGGAAGCUAUAUUUCUUUAUGUCUCAAGCAUCUUCCCUUCCUCAAUUUUU